AUGCACUACUCUCCUAAGAUGCUGUUCGCGCUCUUCCUCUCGUGCAUUAUGCUGGUUUUCAACAACAACAAUAAUAGAGUCUUCGUAACCGCAACAAAUACCAUUGGCUUGAACUACGGUCUCCUCGGAGACAACCUCCCGUCUCCGUCCAAAGUUAUCGACCUUUACAAGUCCAUAGGCAUUACAAAAAUCCGAAUAUUCGACCCGAACACGGACGUUCUUAAUGCUUUACGUGGCCAUCGCGACAUUGGAGUCACUGUAGGCAUUAGGGACCAAGACUUGGCUGCUCUUGCAGCUAGCGAAGAAGCUGUUAAGGGCUGGUUUGCGACCAACAUCGAACCUUACUUAGCUGAUGUCAACAUCACGUUUAUUACCGUUGGUAACGAAGUCAUCCCUGGACCGAUCGGUCCUCAAGUGCUUCCUGUCAUGCAGUCUCUUACCAACCUCGUUAAGUCGAUGAAUCUUCCAAUCUCGAUAAGCACCGUGGUUGCUAUGUCGAACCUCGGGCAAUCUUACCCACCUUCCGCGGGAAUGUUCACGUCUCAAGCGCGUGAACAACUCGUCCCGGUGUUGAAACUAUUGUCUCAAACAAACACACCUAUCCUUGUCAACAUUUACCCUUACUUCCCUUACGCGUCCGACCCAACAAGCAUUCGUCUCGACUAUGCAAUCUUCAACACUGAAUCCAUCGUGGUCCAAGAUGGACCACUAGGCUAUUCGAACAUGUUUGAUGCAAUCUUUGACGCAUUUGUAUGGGCAAUGGAAAAAGAAGGUGUGAAAGAUUUACCAAUGGUAGUGUCCGAAACCGGAUGGCCGUCCGCCGGGAACGGGGACUUUACUACGCCGGAUAUCGCAGCUACCUACAACGGAAACUUUAUAAAGCAUAUAGUAACCGGAAAAGGGACGCCUAAAAGGCCAAACAAUGGUAUUGACGGGUUUUUAUUUGCAACGUUCAAUGAAAAUCAGAAGCCCGCAGGGACUGAACAAAAUUUUGGGUUGUACAAUCCCAGUGACAUGAAGCCAAUCUACAAACUAUUUUGA
Molecule: messenger RNA, 1041 nt
Organism: Arabis nemorensis
Lineage: Eukaryota; Viridiplantae; Streptophyta; Magnoliopsida; Brassicales; Brassicaceae
Source: the annotation of a GenBank genome assembly